AAAAAAUAAUGGAAGGUUUUAUCGGAUUAGGUGACAGCGGAUACUCAUUUUCAGAUUAACAUCUUCAACUUCUCCAACCUCGUCCCGUCCCUCCAUUUCCAUAAUCAUGCAUUCAACUCAUGUUGUUGCUCAACUAUAUUUAAAUCUUUAAACCCUAAUUUCAUAAACCCCUUUUGCUGUUCCAUUCAUCCAUUUAUGAAUUUGCCAGAACCAUGAACAUUCUCUCCCCACCCAACAAGCCCUUCUCCACCUACCAUGGAACCUGGAAUCCAUUGCUCUCCAACCAUCGCAAUAGGAAACUUCCAAAGCAGUUUCUCCUCCGUAGGUCGCUCACAGUGCAGUGUAAAUCCAAUUCCAACUCCUCUAAGAUCAGCGGUGCCAGCUCGGACGAUUUUGUGAGCAGAGUUUUGAAGGAGAACCCAAGCCAAGUGCAACCCAAGUACCUAGUUGGUGACAAGUUCGUUACUUUGAAAGAAAAAGAGAAUUUGGGUAGAAAGUUCAAUGUGGGUAUCUUUGAUGUGUUGUCCAAGAGGUUGCAGAGCUUGAAGCAUCAGAAAAAGGGUGAGGGAACUGAGAAUGAGGCUCAAAAUCAAGCCUUGGAAGAGAAAGAUUCUGUGCACUUGAGAGACUUGCUUAAGGAGUAUAGAGGGAAGCUUUAUGUGCCUGAGCAAGUUUUUGGCCCUGAGUUGUCAGAAGAGGAAGAGUUCAAUAAAAAUGUGCAGUCUUUGCCCAGAAUUAGCAUUGAAGAUUUUCAGAAAGCUAUGAGUAAAGACAAGGUUAAGUCAAUAACUUCAAAGGGAGAUACGGCUCAGUUCUUGAGCAGUGGUUAUAGGGACUACAUUGUGGAGUUGAAGGAAAUUCCUGGUGAUAAACGCUUGCACAUAACCAAAUGGGUUCUUAAACUGGAGAAUAGUGAAGCUGAAGAGAUCUUGGAGGGCUACACUGGACCACGAUAUGAGAUAGAGAGGCAUAAUACGUAUUGGGUAGGAAAAAUACCUGAGUACCCACAUCCUGUUGCAUCUUCCAUAUCUAGCAGAAUGAUGGCUGAACUUGCGGUGGUGACAUUUUUAGUAAGUGUUGCAGCAGUUCUCGUUAGUGGCUUCCUUGCAGCAGCAGUAUUUGCUGCUAGCACUUUUGUAUUCUUGGCUUGUUUCUACGUCGCAUGGCCUAUUGCCCAACCGUUUGUCAAGCUUUUCUUUGGAAUUGCUUUUGCAAUUUUGGAGAAGAUUGGGGAUGCCAUUGUUGAUUUUUUUGCUGAUGGUGGCAUUUUCUCCAAGUUUUAUGAGAUUUACACUUUUGGUGGCAUAUCUGCCAGCCUCGAUGCUUUGAAACCAAUUCUGAUUGUUGUUUUAACUAUGGUCCUUCUUGUUCGUUUCACCCUUUCAAGAAGGCCUAAGAACUUCAGGAAGUGGGAUCUUUGGCAGGGAAUAGACUUCUCAAGAUCAAAAGCUGAAGCUCGUGUUGAUGGUUCAACUGGAGUUAAGUUUUGUGAUGUGGCUGGAAUUGAUGAAGCAGUAGAGGAACUUCAAGAGUUGGUGAGAUAUCUAAAAAAUCCUGAGCUAUUUGAUAAGAUGGGAAUCAAGCCUCCACAUGGUGUUCUUCUGGAGGGCCCUCCUGGAUGUGGCAAGACCUUGGUAGCCAAGGCUAUAGCUGGUGAAGCUGGUGUACCAUUUUACCAGAUGGCUGGAUCAGAAUUUGUGGAAGUCUUAGUUGGUGUUGGCUCUGCACGAAUUAGGGAUUUAUUUAAAAGAGCCAAGGUAAAUAAGCCAUCAGUUAUAUUCAUAGAUGAAAUUGAUGCACUGGCAACAAGGCGUCAAGGAAUUUUCAAAGAGUCCUCGGAUCAACUUUAUAAUGCGGCUACCCAGGAAAGAGAAACUACGUUAAACCAAUUGUUGAUAGAGCUUGAUGGUUUUGAUACGGGAAAGGGUGUCAUAUUUCUAGCUGCCACAAAUCGUAAGGAUUUGUUGGAUCCUGCACUUCUUCGUCCAGGUCGCUUUGAUCGCAAGAUCAGGAUUCGCCCUCCGGGUGCGAAAGGAAGACUUGAUAUUUUGAAAAUUCAUGCUAGCAAAGUAAAAAUGUCAGAUUCUGUCGAUUUAUCCAGCUAUGCGCAGAACCUACCAGGAUGGACUGGAGCAAAAUUGGCACAACUGGUCCAAGAGGCUGCUCUUGUGGCUGUCAGGAAACGGCAUAACUCCAUUCUUCAGUCAGAUAUGGAUGAUGCAGUUGAUAGACUUACAGUAGGACCUAAACGUGUUGGAAUAGAGUUGGGAUAUCAAGGACAAUGUCGUAGAGCUACUACUGAAGUGGGAGUUGCAUUGACUUCUCAUCUGCUCCGGCGAUAUGAGAAUGCAAUAGUUGAAUGCUGUGAUCGCAUCUCAAUAGUACCUCGUGGUCAGGUCCUUGUUCAGCUUCCUUAACUGUAUCAUUCACUACUAUCUUGUGGAAACAUUUUCAGUCUUUCCCUUGACGACGAAGCAUAUAUGUUUGAACGUGAGCCUCAGCUGCUGCAUCGCCUUCAGGUUUUGCUCGGAGGUAGAGCUGCUGAGGAGGUCAUCUAUGGACGUGACACAUCGAAAGCCUCAGUUGACUACCUUGCAAGUGCAUCCUGGCUUGCUCGCAAAAUAUUAACUAUAUGGAAUUUGGAGAAUCCAAUGGUCAUACACGGAGAACCGCCUCCUUGGAGGAAGAGUGCUAGAUUUGUCGGCCCUAGGCUGGAUUUCGAGGGGUCUCUCUAUGACGACUACAACUUGAUUGAACCCCCGCUAAAUUUUAAGCUGGACGAUGAAGUUGCAGAGAGGACUGAAGAGCUGAUACGUAUUAUGUAUGGAAAGACGGUGUCUCUCCUUGGAAGCCAUCAUGCGGCUUUGCUCAAAGCUAUAAAGGUUCUUCUCAACCAGAAGGAGAUCAGUGGUGAAGAACUAGACUUCAUUUUGAACAAUUACCCCCCACAAACACCAGUUCGCGUUCUGGAGGAGGAAGAUGAUCCUGGCUACCUUCCUUUCCCCAAAGAACAAGUUCAUGAUUUGGAGUUUGCCUUACAAUCUCAGUCAAAGGAGGAAGCCGUAUGAACCUUUAUUUUAUAGCUGGGAAUUUGUUAGUGGCCAAUCAGUGCUUGUGCGUCAUGGAAUUGGAAUAAGCACAUUUCACUAGUAACGUCUUCAUAUAGGACCCUUUCUUCUCCUCUUCUCUUCUUCUUCUUCUUCUUCUUCUUCUUCUUCUUCUCUCUCAUCCCUUGUUUUUUAUUUGGAUUAAGUUAAAUUUUUGAAAUAUUCUCUUUUUGACGAAACUUAUAUAAAGCAAAUACUGUUGUUAUAAAAUGAUAUAAUAUUCUGUGUA
Molecule: messenger RNA, 3336 nt
Organism: Arachis duranensis
Lineage: Eukaryota; Viridiplantae; Streptophyta; Magnoliopsida; Fabales; Fabaceae
Product: probable inactive ATP-dependent zinc metalloprotease FTSHI 1, chloroplastic
Exons: 14
Biological process (GO): proteolysis
Cellular component (GO): chloroplast thylakoid
Molecular function (GO): ATP hydrolysis activity; ATP binding; metalloendopeptidase activity
Source: RefSeq, a predicted model, not a curated record